CUGCACCGCACCCGCUGCUGGCAACGGCGUGUCUGGUGGGGGCGGUCGGGUGCUACGGAUUCAGCUUUGGCGGUUUCCAUGCGUAUGUGCAGGAUGUUGCCGCUGCCGACGCGGGGUGGCUCCUGGGCCUCACCAACACCGCCUCCAUCCUGGGCGGCAUCGCGGGCAACAUGGCAACCGGGGCGCUGUUGCAGUCCACCGGGGGGUACGGCGGUGUGUUUCUGGCAGCUGCUGCGCUGUACGGCAGCUCCUGGCUGUGUUUCACGACGCUGCUGCGGGGGCAACCCAUAGCGCUGGGGGGGCUGGGAGGGAGGGACUGGCUGGCGCCGCUGCGGCCGCGGCAACCGCCGCAGCAGUAGCGGGCAGCAACAGCAGCAACAGCAGCAGAGCAACAGUAGCAGCGGGCAGUCCGUGACAAGGGAGAAAGCUGAGUAGACAGGAGAGGCCGGCCUGGAGAGGGGAGGCGGCUGGUGACGGAAUGGUUGGGGAUUGGGAAUGACAUCCGGAGCUGGGAGGAGCUGGGAGGGCAAGAGCUUUGGGCUGCCGUAGGGGGAGAGGCGCAGGGUUGUAAAGCUUUGGGGAGCCGAAGGAUGUAGGGGAGUGGAGAAUGAUGGGGACUUUUGGGUGAUUGGUGGUUGAAGGUGCAACUUGCAAGUCAACAAAACCUUUGGCCAGGCCGCCGAGCUCGCACGGCCCUGCGCGUCUUGCAGGAUCAGGUGGGUGGUUACAGCGCGGUCGCGAUUGCCGUGUGUUUGUGUUGUUUGUGCCGUGUGUUUGCAUUUCGCAGGAUGUGCGUCUGGUCGGCAGGUCUUAGCUGCAUGAAAGGCUCUCCGGUGUAGUUGUGAAGAGGCUUUGGGGAUUCGUGCUGGGCAAUGAUGCAUGGGCAUUCAGCCCCGGCUCGGCUGCGGAAAGGCCCAUGUUAACCCUGAUUGGAACAAAAGCAGCAUGAGCUCGUGAUGAGAGGCACAGAUUAUGGCCGGGUUGUAUGGUCGGGUUGUCAUAGCAUAGACGAAGACGAUAUCAGUCGUGUUAGACGUCUUUCCUCAGCCUCAACCCCGAGUUAGCUUGUCACUACCACCCACGUGCACAUCCCCCUCCCAAUGCCAGGCGAGCGCCAAAGACCGUGCAUGCCAUGAGAUGUUCUCCCGAAGACACCGUUGAUCAUUUGUGAUUGGUGCGAGCAAGGCAAUGCGUAAGCUACGG
Astrephomene gubernaculifera is the source of this 1203-nucleotide messenger RNA. The record is from the annotation of a GenBank genome assembly. Lineage: Eukaryota; Viridiplantae; Chlorophyta; Chlorophyceae; Chlamydomonadales; Astrephomenaceae.